Messenger RNA from Caenorhabditis remanei, 1071 nucleotides. RefSeq lists its product as uncharacterized. Gene Ontology annotation, molecular function: G protein-coupled peptide receptor activity. The transcript is spliced from 5 exons. Bases 1 to 1071 code for a protein of 356 amino acids. The record is from RefSeq and is a predicted model, not a curated record. NCBI's taxonomy places the organism in Eukaryota, Metazoa, Nematoda, Chromadorea, Rhabditida, Rhabditidae.
AUGACAAUAAUAUUCUCCUUAACCGAAGGACCUCUUGGAAUAGUUGUAGUCCUUGAUGGUCUUGCAACGAAUCAUACGGGAUUACUAUAUAUUAUUAAUGACAUUAUGGGUAUUCUCCUAAUUUUUGAAACUUUGAAUUCAUCGACUCAUUUCUUUAUUUGUGUAGGAAUAUCAUCACAAUACAGAAAAGCGAUUAGAGAAAUGUUUGGACUCAAGAAGAAAAAACCGAAAACACUCCUCCACACUUAUAACCGUACACUCGUCUACUUCAGUUUCUUCCACCCUUUCCAACUUCCAAAUUAUAUUCUCCAAUGGAUGUCUGCUGCCUAUUGUGGAAUAUUUGCAGCUACUCUGUGCAUUUUAGCCAUUCAGUUUUUGUAUCGAUUCUGGUCGGUUUUCGAUACUCCAAAACUAAUUUAUUUUGACGGUUUCAACUAUUUCAUCUGGAUAGUAUACUACAUAUUUUUUGGAGCUCUUUGGGCGUUUGCAGUUGGCUAUUUUUUUGCUCUCGAUGACCAUGGAAAACAAUAUUUAGCAGAUGAAUUUGUCGUGAAAUACCAUAAAAAUAUCUCGGAUAUUCCUAUUCUCACUUUGUUAUCCUAUGAAAAGAAUAGUAUAAAAUGGGAAAGUUUAUACGGACUUUCAAUGAUUACGGGCAUAUCUACAGUUCAGUAUACUAUAAUUUGUGUCUGUGCGUUCAAGAUGUAUAAAGGAAUGAGAGAGAAAUUGUUAGCGAUGUCACCAUUGCAUCGGAGAAUUCACAACCAAUUUUAUAAGGCACUUUUGAUUCAGACAUUUGCCCCUUCCAUUUUCUUGUUCUCUCCUGUUUUCUUCAUGCUAUCCAUUCCUUAUGCCGAUUUGAAUAUCAGUUUUCCGUCGAGCAUUUUUGCGAGUGGAUUUACAGUUUAUCCAGCUAUCGACUCAAUUUGCAUUAUGUACUGCGUAUCGGAAUAUGGAAGAUGUUUCAGAAAUUUGGUAUCUUCUGUGAAGAUAAAACUUGGCUACGAGCAUUCCUCGUCAAUUACACAAGAGAGAAGUGGAAACAUUGCAAACUUUACUGCAACGAAUUGA